Rasamsonia emersonii CBS 393.64 is the source of this 1173-nucleotide messenger RNA. RefSeq names its product F-box domain protein. NCBI's taxonomy places the organism in Eukaryota, Fungi, Ascomycota, Eurotiomycetes, Eurotiales, Trichocomaceae. The record is from RefSeq and is a predicted model, not a curated record. The transcript is spliced from 2 exons. Gene Ontology annotation, molecular function: protein binding. The coding region runs from base 1 to 1173 and encodes 390 amino acids.
AUGGCUGGAUCAGACUUCCUCAGCAAGCUCCCCUUGGAGAUCCUCCUCAUGAUUCUCUCCCAACUUCCGGUCCCCUCUCUGGUAGCUUUCGGCGCGACUUCGCGCGCCAACUAUGCCUACCACAUUCUCUGCAUGAGACGACUGCACCUGGCCAUCUUCCAGAAGCGGAUCCACGCCACGAUUGCCUUUCUCGAUAUCGACUCGCCGCGAGCACCAUCACGUGGUAGCCCCUUCGAGGACGACUCCGACGAGUCGGGUCACCGCGUUGCUGUCGUGCUGCCGCACCGCUCGCGCGGGAGGGAUGUCGUCGGCUGCAAGUCGCCGUUGCGAGGAGGAGUGCGGGCCUCGAGACGCAAUAGCUGUACUACAAAUACCAGCGACGAGGCCCCCCCACAGCCUGCGAGUCAAACGAUACGCGUGCAGAACGAAAUCUUUGCCAAGAUCGUCAGUCGCUACGGCGGCUCCCUUGUCGACCUGGAGUUCAUGGCCUAUGACCUCAACUCCCAGGGCGCCAUCGCGCUGGGCUCAAGCUGCGGACGCAAACUACGCCAUCUCGCAUUGCGGUUCGAACACCCUCACAUUCGGGACUGCAUGCUGGGUCGGAACUACUGGCUCCACCCUCCGCCCGGCAGCACAGCGUGGAACGCCCUGAUCGGCGUCGGCGAGAUGGGCAAGGAUAUUGGGCUCAGCAAUCUGGAGAGCCUGGUGCUGGAACGCGCCGGCAUCACGCCGUGGCAGCUGCGGAUGCUGGUCAAGAGAAACCCUAAGCUCAGAGACCUGCGACUGCGGACUUGCGCGGCCGUCCAGCCCGAGUUUCUGAACUGGCUGGGCGGGAUCGAUGUGGAUUCGGACGACGAGCCCAGCGAAAAAAGCGAUCCUGCUCCUGGAGCAUCGCUUGAGACUCUAUGGGUGGAAAAUUGUGACGGAAUUUCUUCAGAGGUGGACUUUGGCAAUAGUGAGGACGGUGACGAAAUCCGAGAUACUGGUCUGGAAUGGAUUCGAAAUCUGAAAGGACUGAAGUCUCUUUCUCUCCGUCACUGUCCCAACGUCAACUCUGAACUGGUUGAAAAGCUAAACAAGACUGUCUGGCACAUCCCGGAGGUGUUCUUGCCAUAUCCCCUUGCGGCUGAUAAUUCUGAAGGUCCUAUCGAGAUUGAUCCGGAUUAUACAUGA